Molecule: messenger RNA, 2058 nt
Organism: Capsicum annuum
Lineage: Eukaryota; Viridiplantae; Streptophyta; Magnoliopsida; Solanales; Solanaceae
Product: DNA ligase 1
Exons: 2
Coding region: 155-1882 (575 amino acids)
Source: RefSeq, a predicted model, not a curated record
UUUUUAUAUCAUCUUUUUAUUGAGUUUCUUGGAGUUUUUUUUUUCUGCUUACUGAAAAGGAUAUCUCGGAGAAAUUGAAGGCACAUUGACGAGCGGACAAUUUUGGAUAGGAAGGGGAAACAGCUGUUGGUGCUAAGGAAGAAGAAGAAGAAAGAUGGAAAAGGAAGAACAACAUCUCAAAGUCGAUAAAGAGAUGGAAAAGUCCGAUGAUUUGAAGGAGAAAGAGAAGAAAGACGCAACUGAUAAAGAAAAACAUAAGGAGAGAAAGGAGGAGUCGGCGGAUGAAAAAGAAGGUGAAACAAAAGAUGUAAAAGAGAAGAAACACAAGGAAAAGGAAGAGAAAAAGGAUAAAGAAAAGAAAGACGGGAGCAAAGAGGAAUCGAAGGAAGAAACUGUGGACGAGAAGGAUGAUGAGAAAGGGAAGAAGAAGGAUAAAGAUAAGAAAAAGGAAAAGGAUAAAGAGAAGAAAGACGAGAGCAAAGAGAAGUCGGAGGAAGAAACUGAGGAAGAGAAGGAUGGUGAAAAAGGGAAGAAGAAGGAUAAAGAUAAGAAAGAGAAAAAGGAUAAAGAGAAGAAAGACAAGAGUAAAGAGAAGUCGGAGGAGGAAACUGACGAAGAGAAGGAUGAUGACAAAGGGAAGGAGGAGGAUAAAGAUAAGAAAAAGAAAAAGGAUAAAGAGAAGAAAGACAAGAAAGACAAGAGCAAACAGGAGUCGGAAGAAGAAGACAGCGAAGAAGCUGAGGACGAGAAGUAUGAUGAAGGAGGGGAGAAGAAACUCAAGAAGGUUAAGAAAGAGAAGAAAGUGAAGAUUAAAGAGGAUUCGGAAGAAGAAAAGGAUGAUGCAAAAGGCGAGAAGAAACUCAAGAUGGCUAAGAUUGAGAAAAAGGAAGAAGUAGAGGAAGAAAACGAUGAUCAAAAAGUGGAGAAGAAACUCGAGAUUGUUAAGAUAGAGAAAAAGGAAAAAGAGGAGAAAGAGAAGAGCAAAGAGGAGUUGGAAGAAGAAACGGAUGAAAAAGGGGAGAAGAAAGAGAAGAAACACAAGAAGGAAAAGAAAGAGAAAAAGGAGAAAGGAAAGAAAGAUAAGAGCAAUGAGGAGUCGGAGGAAGAAGACAAGGAAGAAACGGAGGAAGAGAAGGGUGAUAAAAAAGAGAAGAAAAAGGAUAAAGAGAAGAAACACAAGAAGGACAAGAGCAAAGAGGAGUCUGAGGAAGAGAAGGAUGAUGAAGGCGACAAGAAGAAGGAUAAAGAGAAGAAAAGCAAGAAGGACAAAGAAAAGAAAGUCAAGAGCAAAGAGGAAUCAGAUGAAGAAGCCAAGGAGAAUGCGGCUGAAGUCUCCACAAGAGACAUAAAAGGUGAGGAAGACAAGAAAGCAUCCAACAAUGAAGCAGAAGAGAAAAGUACAAAGAAGGCGACGGGGAAGGAAGGUAAAGAUGAGAAACAAAAGGAUUCGAAAAAAGAUAAAGCUGAGAAGAAGAGAAAACUCGAGGACAAGUAUAAAAGCAAAGAUCUUAGUAAGUUGAAAUCCAAGUUGGAUAAGAUCAAUGCCAAACUGGAAGCUCUUCAGCAGAAAAAAGCAGACCUCCUGAAGAGAAUAAAAGAAGCCGAGGAUAAGAACUUAGCAGCGGUUGCGAGUCCUAAAGAUGCAGAGCUGAAGACAGUAAAAGAAGCAGACGAUAAGAACUUAGCAGCGGUUGCGAGUCCUAAAGAUACAGAGCUGAAGAUGAUAAAAGCAGCAGCGGAUAAGAACUUAGCAGCGGUUGAGAAUCCUAAAGAUGCAGAGCUGAAGACAAUAAAAGAAGCAGAGAAUAAGAACUUAGCAGCGGUCGAGAGUCCUAAAGAUGCAGAGCCAAAGCCACAAGACGGAGUAGUCUCUGAACAGUGACUAGUAUAUUUUCAUAAUAUUGUUACGUAUUCCUAUACUGCGUUUAUGUAUCCUUCCCUUCCACUGUUAUGUAGAAAUGUGUCAUCUUUGUCUUAAAUAAUAACGUUAACAUACAGAUGAUAUUUGUAUUGAGUUUCAUAAUUUUUGACAGUUUGCAGUUCAUCUUUCUUAACAAA